Oldenlandia corymbosa var. corymbosa is the source of this 1902-nucleotide messenger RNA. NCBI's taxonomy places the organism in Eukaryota, Viridiplantae, Streptophyta, Magnoliopsida, Gentianales, Rubiaceae. The record is from the annotation of a GenBank genome assembly.
AUGGCGAAGAAGCGCAACCGAAUUACGAACCCAGAGCCUUUCCUUGAUGACGGCGAUUCCAAGUCCACCGCCUCCGCCAAGAAACGCCCAAAGCCUCCCAAACUCCACCAGCAACAAGAGCAGGUUAUAUCGCCGGGAAUCAGCGGCAAGAUUUUGAAGCAGGCUAAACUUCAGCAGAAGGAGAUUGAGGAAGAAGAGACCCGAGAGCAAAAUCCUAGUCUGGUGUUAUUGGAACAGCCCAUGAAGACGGGUGCUGAUACGGAAGAAGAUGAUGAAAUUGACGAUUUCACGGGAUUUGGUGAAACUGAGAGCCAGUUUGGUGAAUUGGAGGAUCAAAUGGACGAGGAUGAUGAGAAGCUACUUGCAGCGUUUCUGUCAACUGAUAGUCGUCCCCAGCGGACAUUAGCUGAUAUCAUUGUUGAGAGGAUCAAAGAAAAAGAUGCUCAAGUUUCUUCAGAAGCACGACCCAUGCCUCAAAUGGAUAAUUCAAUCAUAGAGCUAUAUAAGAGUGUUGGAAAGCUUCUUAGCAAAUAUACUUCAGGAAAGAUGCCUAAGGCUUUCAAACACAUUCCAUCUCUUCAAUUUUGGGAGGAAGUCUUGUAUCUAACUGAGCCUGAGAAGUGGUCGCCGAAUGCCAUGUACCAAGCAACAAGAAUUUUCGCUUCCAAUUUAGGUGUGAAAAAAGCAGAACGCUUUUAUAAGCUUGUUCUUUUGCCACGUGUCAGAGAAGAUAUCCGGAAAAAUAAAAGAUUGCAUUUUGCCUUGUAUCAAUCUUUGAAGAAGUCCCUGUAUAAACCUGCUGCCUUCAAUAAGGGCAUCUUGUUUCCCCUUUGUGAGUCAAGGACAUGCAAUUUGAGGGAAGCUGUUAUAAUUGGGAGUAUUCUUGAAAAGGUCUCAAUUCCUCCUCUUCAUUCUAGUGUAGCAUUAUUGAAGAUGGCAGAGAUGGAGUAUUGCGGCACAACAAGUUACUUCAUAAAGUUACUAAUUGAGAAGAAAUAUGCUCUGCCAUACCGAGUUCUUGAUGCAAUGGUUGCUCAUUUUAUGAGAUUCUUGGAAGAUUCGAGGACAAUGCCCGUCAUUUGGCAUCAAUCACUGCUUGCUUUUGUUCAGAGGUACAAAAAUGAGCUUACGAAAGAGGAUAAAGAUAACCUCCAUACACUUGUCAAAAAUCAAAGACAUUAUUUGGUUACACCUGAAAUACUGAGGGAGCUGAAUAAUAGCCGUAACCGUGGGGAGAAGGAGGAUGAUCUUAUGUCUAUCUCUACUCCAGCGUAUGUGAUAAAUAAAGCAAUUGAAGAAGAUAGAUUUGACAUACCAGACGUGCCGAUGGAAGAAGAUUAAAUUUUUGUUACAGCAUGCUUUUCAUUGCUAAGGUACAUCUUCUGGAAAACUUGUAUUUUUGAUAUUAUAGAAAUAGUAGAUAGUUCCAUUUGGUGUGCUUUAUUAUGGUAAGCUUUUAAGAGCUGGUCUCAUUGUUUUUGUAACUCACUUUGGAUCUAAACUUUACUGCAAUGCAGGUUCUUAGGGGUUUUUGAUUUUUGGUAGAAGAGACUUGCAUUUAAUAUAUCUUUUUACAGUUUGUACGAGUGUCUUCGAACUUUGCCCUCUGGUUGGAGUUCUUAUGUUACUGUGUACCGGUGUAAUUGCUUGUAGCCAUCGAUAAUAGUAUGCUAUGGAAGUGAUCAAUUUUUGUAUUCUUUGAAGGUAAGAUGCUUUAGCUUGAGGACUGGAAAGUUUGAAUCCGAAGAAGUAUAAAUUUUUAUUGAGCUUACUCGCCCUUUCAAUUCUUGAUGAUAAUCGAUUAAUCAUAUUGUAAUUAGCUGCGAAAGUUUUUUUUUGUUUUCAAUACCUUGUGAAUCUCUUUCGUUUUCGCUUCUUUUCUUUCAAUUGUUACCUUCAUUA